CACACGUAGUUCAAACAAUGACCGUUCCGAAUGGAGGCGCCACUAGCGUUCGGUAGAACACAUUCAUCCAUAUACUGAAGGCAGUCUGGGCAACUUCGUAGCAGCGGUCUCUAGCUUCCUUUUCCGCUCCGACUUCACGAAGUUACAAUGGUGCAACGGUUAGUUUUCAGGCGACGUCUGUCGUACAACACAAAAUCUAACAGAAGACGCAUCGUGCGUACUCCUGGUGGCAAAUUGGUAUACCAGUACCUUAAGAAGACUAAGAAGGUACCCAGAUGUGGACAAUGCAAAGACAAACUGAGAGGCAUUAUCCCAGCAAGGCCCCAGGAACGGUCUCGCAUGUGUCGCCGUAAGAAAACUGUAAAACGUGCGUAUGGUGGUGUACUAUGCCACAAAUGUGUCAAAGAGAAGAUUGUGCGUGCCUUCCUUUUGGAAGAACAGAAGAUUGUAGUAUCAGUCCUCAAGGCACAGAAUGCUAAGGGUAAAGGCAAAUAGAUGUCUUAACGUUUUAAAUAUAUCAUAAAAAGAAUUAUGUAAAAUGGUAACAUUGUCUGCCAUGUCCGCAAUUAUCCUUUAUAUUGAGGCAUUUUCUAGAUCAGCAUGUGCUUAAUUGAGGUUAUUAAACGAGUUCAUAACAUUCAGUUUAUUUUAUUUACAGAUGAGGACUGCAUAAAAUGGUUAGAUUUGAGUGAAAUUGCAGUUGCGGCUAAUACAUACAGUUGUUGUUUACAUUCUAUUUUAUGUUAUAUUAAAAUCUAACUCUUGUCAUCUCGA
Dalotia coriaria is the source of this 774-nucleotide messenger RNA. RefSeq names its product large ribosomal subunit protein eL34-like. The transcript is spliced from 3 exons. Gene Ontology annotation, biological process: translation. The record is from RefSeq and is a predicted model, not a curated record. Bases 148 to 495 code for a protein of 115 amino acids. NCBI's taxonomy places the organism in Eukaryota, Metazoa, Arthropoda, Insecta, Coleoptera, Staphylinidae. Gene Ontology annotation, cellular component: ribosome; cytosolic large ribosomal subunit. Gene Ontology annotation, molecular function: structural constituent of ribosome.